UUCAAGAUCCAAUGCAGUGCAUGCACUGUUUGUUAGACGACCGACCUCCCAUAAGUGAAGACAAGAGAAUAUUUGAUAGGAAGACGUCCAGACAUGAAGUGCGUGCUAUCGCUGUGGCUGUCGGUGUUGUACGUCGUGUGCUGCCACCUCCAGGUGACGUCGGGGUCAGAUGUGUUCCUCGUGAAGGUUGUGUCGUCGCAGAGAGUAUGUGACCGGCUGUGUGUCUACACCUCACGGUGCCAAGCGUAUCACUGGGACGACACUACCAGAGCUUGUCACCUUUCAACACAACCUUCAUCUACUAAUACCGACUUCACAAAUUACAAGGCUCACACUGGCCAAUGUGGACAUCGUCUGUGCGCCCAGACGGAGACGUGUGUUCCUGUUAAAUCAGCAACUGCCUACAUCUGUCUGGAGGCGACGUUACCGACUUCAGUUCCUGCUACAACUGCCACCCCGUUGAUGUCAACUACAACGUCUGUGCCGGCUGUGACAACAACCUCCUACACAUCUCCAAGUGAAACUACUGCUUCCGUUCCGCCAUCUACAACCACCACCACAACUACCACGGCAACACUGACAACAACGACUUCAUCUCCCGCUACAACUACUGCUACAUACACGUCAACUACAACGUCUUUGCCUGCUGUUACAACAACCUCCUACACAUCUCCAAGUGAAACUACUGCUUCCGUUCCGUCAACUACAACCACCACCACAACUACCCCAAGUCCCACGACACCAUUGACAACAACGACAGCAUCUCCCGCUACAACUACUACUAUAUACACGUCAACUACAACGUCUUUGCCGGCUGUGACAACAACCACCUACACAUCUCCAAGUGAAACUACUGCUUCCGUUCCGUCAACUACAACCACCACCACAACUACCACGGCAACACUGACAACAACGACUUCAUCUCCCGCUACAACUACUACUACAUACACGUCAACUACAACUUCUUUGCCUGCUGCAACAACAACCACCUACAUGUCUCCAAGUGAAACUACUGCUUACGUUCCGCCAUCUACAACCACAACUACCCCAAGUCCCACGACACCACUGACAACAACGACUGCAUAUCCAAAUACAUCUCCAAAUACAACUCUUACUACCGAUGCGCCAUCUACAACCACAACUACAUCGAUAUCAACUACAUCCAUUACCUUUACAACUACAACUACACCGACAACGACACAUACACAAACUACAUGGACUACAAUAAGUACCACCACUGCACCAUCGAGUACCUCCACAACUACCACAACUACAACUCCCACCACUACAACGACGACCAUCACCACAGUUACAACGACAUCAGGGAGGAGGAUGCUGUACACGGUAGGUGUGGUGACGGGACGUUUGAAUGGAGCGGGAACUACCUGUGACAUCUAUCUUAUUCUGAAUGGGACCGAGGGUACGAUCACCAAGAAACUGCAGAAGAAAGGUUUUGUUUUCGCGAAGGGAUCUUUCCUUGCCAAGUGUGUUGGUAAACUAAGAAACAUUAAGGUGAAAAUCGUUAAGAAAGGAAUCAUCCCGAGUUGGGGAUGGUAUCUAGACGCCAUGACAGUAUCUGUUACUGGUGGAAAUUACACCGACAAGUACUUCACCAAUCCUAAAAGUUGGCUCGGAAUGUUUACAACGACACAGUCCAUGGAAAUAUCCGACCUUGAAUUUACACAUAUCUAG
Molecule: messenger RNA, 1692 nt
Organism: Haliotis rubra (blacklip abalone)
Lineage: Eukaryota; Metazoa; Mollusca; Gastropoda; Lepetellida; Haliotidae
Product: mucin-2-like
Exons: 7
Coding region: 94-1692 (532 amino acids)
Biological process (GO): proteolysis
Cellular component (GO): extracellular region
Molecular function (GO): protein binding
Source: RefSeq, a predicted model, not a curated record